Molecule: messenger RNA, 1820 nt
Organism: Funneliformis mosseae
Lineage: Eukaryota; Fungi; Glomeromycota; Glomeromycetes; Glomerales; Glomeraceae
Source: the annotation of a GenBank genome assembly
AUGAAUGAUAUAACAUUAUCGAACUUUGAAAUCCCUUCUUCAGAUUUAAUAAAGCCUGUGGAUCCACUUGGUAGCUCAGUGAGUGAAUGUCGUGUUAAGAAAAGCAUGUACUUUAAGUCACCUGUGGCUGAAAAGGAAAUCGGACAAUUCAAAAAAAAUGAUCAAAGACUUCGUGAUUUGGAAAAAGAAGUCAAAUAUAUUCAUAAAAUUUGUAAUUGUAGCUCUUAUCUUACAUUCUAUGGUUACACUCGUCGAAACACAAGUUACAGCGCUAUUUGGAAAUGGGGUGGCUAUAACCUACAAGCUUAUCUUGCGGAGAACCCGAACCUGGAAUGGAAAAUAAGACUAUCGAUCGCACAAGGGAUUUCUAACGCGUUGAACUUUAUUCAUAAAGAGGAGAUCCUACACUAUGACAUUAGAAGCUGCAACAUCUACCUGAGCCUUUGCUUGCAAGUUAAACUUCAUGGUUUUCGUUUAGCGGGAGGUUCAUCUAUUUCACCGGUUAUGUUAACUUCAGCAAGUGAACGUACGGAUCCUAGAUGGACUCCUCCCGAAAAAAUUCGAGAUAAAAUGUAUACUAAAGCCAGCGAAAUUUAUAGUUUUUCCUUGGUUCUUUGGGAAAUCAUCAAUAAUCGUACUCCAUUCAACGACAUGUUGCCUGAAGAGAUAACAAACAAGGUUCUCAAUGGGGAACAUCCACAACCCGAGAGAACCAAUGGCACACCCGUGGAAUAUCAGGAAAUAAUGGAAAAAGGUUGGAAUAUUAAUCCAACGAAUCGUCCAACCGCUCAACAAAUGCUUAAUUUAUUAAGUCAUUUGGAAUCAAAAGAAUGGCUUGGUCAUAGACUACCUAGAAUUGGAGAUGAUGAUCACACUCAGCCCGAUUUUCAAACAACACCUUUUUCACCAAAGAACUCGAAAUUACUUGAUUUUCCAAUUUCAAGAUUAACAGAUUUAGCGUCAACAUCAGACUCCUGUAAAGCGGUAUUAAAUUUGUUUGAAGCUGCAAAACGUAAUAGAGAUCUUUUUGAUAGGGGAGUGGAAAUUAUUAAUGAUGGGAAGAUUAUUCUUAAUGAAAUAAAGCAAAUUAUCGAUCAAUCAACAAAUCUUUAUUGGAAGGAUUGCAUCGAAGAGUCUUCAGCUUUUCAAAAUUAUAGUAAUUAUUUAUUGAAUAUUGAGAAUGUCAAUGGAUUUAUAGAAGUUGAUGACGCCGAGGUUCGACAAGAAAUACCAAUGUUAAAUGAUGAAUUAGAUUACUUGACAAGUGAAUUACGUAAAUUGGUUCAACAAUGGAAAUCCAACUUUAAAAAAUGUGGAGUGACCAAAAGAAAAUUUAAAGCGGCCGCUAAAAUGUUGAUAUUAUAUAAAUCAAUUUCGCCGCCAUCAUCUAAAAUGAACAGUGAAAUCUCAUAUUCUAAAUUGGACUGUGAAAUCCCAUCAUAUCUUGUUGAUACAGAGAAUUCAUCGGUGAUUCCUGGAAGUAAGAAUAUUAAAAAGGGACUUUAUAUGUUCAGUGCUUCGGUGGCUGAAAAAGUCGUUGGAAACUUUGAAAAGAAUGAUCCAAAAAUUAAUGAAUUGCAAGACGAAAUUAAUUACCUGAAAAGACUCAGUGAAUGUGAAAAUAUUCUCAAGUUUCAUGGGCUCGUUCGUAGAAACACUAGUUGGAGUGUCAUUAUGAAAUGGGGUGAAUAUAAACUACAACCUUAUCUUGAGAAGUAUCCAAAUAUGGAAUGGACAAAGAAAUUGAUGAUCGCGCGCGGAAUCGCCGACGCGUUGAAUUUUAUUCACACGAAAGACAUCUUACAUUUUGAUAUAAGAAA